Molecule: messenger RNA, 1523 nt
Organism: Eruca vesicaria subsp. sativa (arugula)
Lineage: Eukaryota; Viridiplantae; Streptophyta; Magnoliopsida; Brassicales; Brassicaceae
Source: the annotation of a GenBank genome assembly
CACGAUGUUCUGUCUGAAAAACAAAACAUGAAGUCAAACAAGCUCUAAAUCCCUUGUAAUGGAAGACAAGAAAGCAAAAAUACUCGCUACCGCAACCAUCUUAGCCCUCAUCAUAGUCAUCAUCGCCGCACGAGUUUAUCUAAAACUCUCCAAAACCUUCCACCUCAUCGCCGGCGUCGACAUCUCCUUGAUCCUCGCCGUGAUCUGUUUCCUCGUAAUCCGAAACCGUUACAACAGAGAGAGGAAAAACCUCGAGUCAAGAUACAUCUCAGAAGGCAGAGAGCUAAGAAUCGAGUACAGUUUCCUCCGAAAAGUCGCCGGAGUCCCAACGAAGUUCAAGCUCGACGAUCUUGAAGAAGCCACCGACGGGUUCAGACUCCAGAUCGGGAAAGGAGGAUCAGGUUCCGUGUUCAAAGGAGUUUUGAAAGAUGGAAGUCAAGUAGCUGUGAAGAGAAUCGAAGGAGAAGAGAAAGGAGAAAAAGAGUUUAGGUCAGAAGUAGCUGCUAUAGCUUCCGUGCAGCACAAGAAUCUAGUCCGGCUUUACGGUUAUUCAUCUGUGAAUCGUUACAGAUUCUUAGUCUAUGAUUAUAUACCGAACUCGUCUCUCGAUGUGUGGAUAUUUCCGGACAGAGGAGGAAGCAGAAAACUCAGAGGAUGUUUGACUUGGGACCAAAGGUACCAAGUUGCAAUAGAUGUAGCCAAAGCCCUAUCUUAUCUUCACAAUGAUUGUAGGUCAAAGAUCUUGCAUCUUGACGUUAAGCCAGAGAAUAUUCUCCUCGAUGAGAAUUAUAGAGCGGUGGUAACGGACUUUGGACUCUCUAAGCUUGUUGCUCGAGAUGAGAGCCGAGUUGUGACGGAGAUACGUGGCACGUGCGGGUAUCUAGCUCCAGAGUGGAUUCUAGAACACGGCAUCUCUGAGAAGUCUGAUGUUUACAGUUAUGGGAUCGUGUUGCUAGAGAUGAUCGGAGGAAGGAGGAGUAUAUCGAGGGUAGAGAACAAGAAGAGCAAGAAGAAGAAGUUGGAGUAUUUUCCGAGGAUUGUGAUCAAGAAGAUGAGAGAGAGGAGAGUGAUGGAGAUUGUGGAUCAACGGUUGAUAGAAGCUAAGGAUGUUGAUGAUGAAGGGAAAGUGAUGAAGUUGGUUUGUGUGGCGCUUUGGUGUAUACAGGAGAAGGCUAAGAAUAGGCCUGAUAUGGCUAUGGUGGUUGAGAUGCUUGAAGGGAGAGUUCCUGUGAAUGAGCCUCCAGAUUGUAAACUUGUUGUGGUCGAUCUUUUGGGAGCUGAUGAUGAUGAUGUUGGUGAAGUAACUACGGGUGUAAGAAGAGUUGUGGAGAUACCAAAAUUGCAUAUUCAGAAAGGAAGGCAUUUUCGUUUCCCGUCUGUUUGCUCUACUAUCAUUUCUCCAGUUUCUCCACGUUAGAGCUUUGGUUUGUUUCUUCGUUUGAUAUGUUAAUAAUAAGCACAACAAGACAUGCAUACUCUCUGGCUCAUAUUUGGUUUUGUUUUAAUUUAAAAACUUAGACUGC